Messenger RNA from Acipenser ruthenus (sterlet), 4143 nucleotides. Its product is annotated as kinesin-like protein KIF19. Gene Ontology annotation, molecular function: ATP binding; microtubule motor activity; microtubule binding. Bases 579 to 3650 code for a protein of 1023 amino acids. Lineage: Eukaryota; Metazoa; Chordata; Actinopteri; Acipenseriformes; Acipenseridae. Gene Ontology annotation, biological process: microtubule-based movement. The transcript has 20 exons. The record is from RefSeq and is a predicted model, not a curated record.
AAGGAUGGCUGGUGCAAUGCCUACGAUCAUUACAGUGUUGUUGAAUGCCAGGGAGGGAAUAAUGGUGUGGUGUGUACACUCUAGUACUGAUCUCUAAGGGGACACGGGGAACAACAUAGAACAGACAGAGGGAGGGGGAGAGAGUGAAUGAUGCAGACAGGCUGCUGAUCAGACCGGUUGCUCAAUUUUCCUCCAACAUCAUCAUGGCAAAUUAAAGAAUAUCUACUGCACGGUGCUGUGCUUGAAUUACCGUGUCGGAUCAAACAGUGGCGAAUUAUAUUAAUGAGUCAAUCGAUUAAUUAUUGAAUUAAGGAUUGCUCGUCUUCUUUACGUCAUUUUAAUCAGCGAAGUGUGUUGAGAGCGGGGUAGCAUUGCGUUCUAGCGACCAGACAGGUGUUGCCAUAAGGGUAUUCUAUUCUUGGUGCUACGUGAAACUGACAAGGAGGGGGACCUGUGAUCGCAAGCUCUGUUGCCUAUUGCACCUACCUGGGGCUGAACAAUGCAGGUGUCUCCUCUUAUCAACGAAGCACCAUUGUCUUAACAUCGAAAUAUUACAAGCCAACUUUACUGAUCCAACGAUGAAGGAGACCGGGGACUCCAAAGACCAACAGCUCACUGUGGCCCUGCGAAUCCGGCCCUUGAGUGAGAUGGAGAAAGAAGAAUCGGCCUCUAUAGUGGCUCACAAGGUGGACAACCAGAUGGUUGUUCUCAUGGACCCUAUGGAGGACCCUGAUGACAUCUUGCGUGCAAACCGCUCCCGGGAGAAAUCCUACCUCUUCGACGUGGCGUUCGAUUACACAGCCACGCAGGAGGAUGUUUACAGAGCAACCACCAAAGGGUUAAUUGAGGGGCUCAUCUCAGGGUACAACGCCACCGUCUUUGCCUAUGGACCCACAGGCUGUGGGAAGACGUACACCAUGCUGGGGACGGACCGGGAGCCAGGGAUCUAUGUGCAAACCCUCAACGACCUGUUCAAGGCCAUCGAGGAGACCAGCGAUGACAUGCAGUACAGUGUCUCCAUGUCCUACCUCGAGAUCUACAACGAGAUGAUCCGAGACUUGCUGAACCCUUCGGCUGAGUUCCUGGACCUGCGGGAGGAUUCGAAAGGAGUCAUCCAGGUGGCCGGGAUCACUGAGGUUUCCACUAUUAACGCCGAGGAGAUCAUGCAGCUCCUGAUGAAAGGGAACAAGCAGCGCACACAGGAGCCGACGGCAGCCAAUCAGACGUCAUCUCGCUCGCACGCGGUGCUGCAGGUGGCGGUGAGGCAGCAGAGCCGCUGUCGGGACAUCCUGCAGGAGGUGCGAUUCGGGAGGCUCUUCAUGAUCGACCUGGCCGGCUCCGAGCGGGCCUCACAGACUCAGAACCGCGGUCAGAGGCUGAAGGAAGGCGCUCACAUCAACCGCUCUCUGCUGGCGCUGGGGAACUGCAUCAACGCGUUAAGUGAGAAGGGUGGCAACAAGUAUGUCAACUACAGGGACAGCAAACUCACACGCCUGCUCAAGGAUUCUCUGGGUGGGAACAGCCGCACAGUGAUGAUCGCCCACAUUAGCCCCGCCUCCACCGCCUUCGAGGAAUCACGGAACACGCUGGCGUACGCCGACCGCGCCAAGAGCAUCCGGACACGGGUGAAGAGGAACCUGCUGAAUGUGUCCUAUCACAUCGCCCAGUACACACACAUCAUCUCAGACCUGCGCAGCGAGAUCCAGCGACUCAAGAAGAAGAUCGAUGAACAGGACAGCCGACAGGUCAACGAGGGGGCCGACAUCCGCAAUGUGCAAGCGGAGGUGCAGGCCCACUCCACUAAGCAGGACCGGCGAGAGAUGGAGAGGCUCCGUGGGCAGCUCAUCGAUGCCUUCCGCCAGCAGAUGGAGGUCCGGAAGAGCCUGAUGGAGCUGGAGAACAACAACAUGGAGAUUCAGAUCGACACCUCCAAGCACCUGCUCACCAUCGCAGACUGGGAGCAGGAGAGGUCGCGGCGGGCCCGGAAGUGGCGAGCGGAGCAGCGCAAGGAGAGCUCCAGCAAGGAGGAGAGCGAGAAGGAUUCGGACACCCCAGAGGAGCCAUUCACUGGCAUGGAGACGCACGAGGUUGCCAUGGCGAGGGAAAACCUGGCCGCCCUCAUGUCCGCGAAGAAGAAGGUCCGCAAGCAGAAGGUGGAGCUGGAGAAGCGGUUCCAGGAGAUCCGGGUGCGUGCACGGCAGCUGGAGGAGAUGCUGCCGCAGCGGGUGAGCUCGGAGGAGCAGCGUGAGGUGUUGGGGCUGCUGUGCAAGGUGCACGAGCUGGAGAUAGAGAACGCAGAGAUGCAGUCCCAUGCGCUGCUCAAGGACAACGUCAUCCGGCAGAAGAACUACAUGGUGCAGCGCUUUGAGCAGCACCGCAGCCUGUGCGACGAGAUCAUCCAGCAGCAGAGGCAGUUCAUUGAUGAUCACAACCUGCUGGUGCCUCCCCAGUUGCAGGAGCUGUAUGAGCUGUACCUGAGGGAGCUGGAGGAGAGGAACCUGGACCGGGUCAUCGCUCUGGACAAGUUCACCAUCCGCUCACUCAAGGACAUCUCCCUGCCCAAGAUCCACCUGCCUGGGAUGGGCCGGCACUCUGUUCAGGAUGUGGACUCGGACCAGGAGAGCGUGCGCACCAUGGGCUCGGAGACCAGGAGCAUCCGUGGGAAAGCGCGCCGGCACACCUUGCCUCCCAUCAUCACUGAGCCGGAGAGCGACAAUAACCGGGUGUUCAAGACCAGCCCCCACGCAAGACGGCUCAAGCACUCUGCGGUCAUGACUCCUCCCCCCAUACACGUCAACGGAAUGGUGAACCAGGAGUAUGCAGCCCAUGGCAACGUGAUGAGCUUCAGCAAUUUCAGCCACAGCGUCAGCAGCCACCUGAACUCACCGAGCAGCAGUGACAACUUCACUGAAACACACCUGACUCGCAAGGAGCGGAAGCAAAUCAUGACGGGAGUAAAGAGCAUUGCAGUGAAGGCGGCCCGCCGGCGCUCCAAGGUGCUGGAGGGAGACCCCCUGAGGCUGCUCCCCGCUGCGGACCCCUCCAAAGAGAAGAGCAGCAUGUCCCUGCAUUCGCUGGAGGAGAGCGAGGACCCCCCAGGCCCACUGCGAGGCUUGGUCCCUGGGUUUGACAGACUCCCCAGCCCUGGGAUGCAGCACGCAGCCAGCGAAGACAACCUGUCCAGCAGUACCACAGAUGGGGCGGGGCGUACACACACCUGGACACGCCCACACCCACGCAAGGGCGGAGCCAAGAAGGCAGUACAGAGGGACCCAGAUAUCGAGGCCAGGAGACGGAAGAGGAGAUCCAGAUCAUUUGAGGUCUCCGGGCAAGCGCUCCCGAACUCCAAGAGCACGGCCCCCCGAUUCCGUCCGCUGGACAGCACCUCGGACCCCCGCAUCCACAUCAACGGGCAGCCUGUCCCCCUGCCGCGGCCCCAGGGCAGAGGGCUGCUCCCACUCUCUCGGGUCAGACUGCCCCAGCAGGGCUACCACCCAGGGCCAGCCACGGCAGCCUCUGAUUCCUCCUCCUCCAGCUUCCCCCUGAACCGACCCAGGAACCUGAAACGAGAGCCCCCUUCGAAACAGAGGCAGCCCCCCCUCUACAUCACCGCCACGGGAGGCAAGGAGCCACGAGCUCGCAAACACUGAACUGGGAGCACAGACUGGCAUCCUGUGGCCCCCACAAUGCAGGUUGAUUGCUAUACAAACAAUCACCUAGACAACUGGACACUGCUGGUUAAUCUGUUUGCUAGAGUCUAGUGCAUGGAAUCUAUUGAGACACGUGCAGCAUUUACAAGGAAAUAGAUAUCGGCACAUAUAACAGAAACACUUAACCCAUAUAUACAUUAUAUGUUUAAUCACUUUGCACUGUUUUAGUAGCUGUAGGUACCUCAGUACAGUAUAACAUGCCACUCUAUCACAAGCAAUAGGGUCCAGCUUAGUUUAGAGUCAGUACUGUAUUCUGAAGUCCCCGCACCUUCUGGUCACUUUUGGACUGGGGGACACAAAGGGGAGAGGGAUACUUGUAGUUGCUCCACUAUUACCAGCCGGGGGAGUGGUGGUCAUGAGAGGUUUUCAAACUUCAACUAGGAAACUUAAAAAAAAAAAAAAAAAAAAGACUAUUGUUUGAGCUUCUAAAGUU